Molecule: messenger RNA, 2083 nt
Organism: Paramecium sonneborni
Lineage: Eukaryota; Ciliophora; Oligohymenophorea; Peniculida; Parameciidae
Source: the annotation of a GenBank genome assembly
GAUGGCUAUUUUUUUGAGUAUUUGAUUGAUUAAUAAGGCAGUGAGGGUUAAGCAAUUUAUAAAGGUGAAUAUAAAAAUGGAAAAAAAGCUGGUAGAUGGGAUAUAUAUUGGAGAUGCAUAAGGACUGAAUGGAAGAACCAUUAUAAGUAUAGUAACAAUACUGAAGAAAAAUUUCAAUAAAUGUAAUAAAAUAUGAUUCAUAAUUAAAGUGGAGGGGGAAAUUAUGAGGAAGGAGAGUCAAAAAAUGAUUUGGAAAAUUAUAAAAAUGGAUUUUGGGUUGAUUUUUGUGAUUUAUCUUCAUUGUAUUAAAAUUUGGAUUAUUUUUUAGUGGGAAUUAUAUCACAUAUUGUGGGGAAUAUAAAAAUGGGAAAAGGUUUGGUAAUUGGGAUAUCAUUUUGAGAAAUUAUUUUGAUAAAAAAGUUAAGAUGUAAUAAUAAGCUUUAAAAAUUAGCGGUGGAGGUUAAUAUUAUAAUCAAGAAGGUAAAUAUAAUUUAAAAAAUGGGAAAUGGAUUGAGUUGGAUGAUGGAUGUAGCUGGUAUGCGAUUGAAUUAUUUUUUAAGGAAUCAAGUUAUUUAUAGCGGUGAAUAUGAAUUUGGAAAAAAAAUUGGUUAUUGGGAAAUUUUUUAGAUUGAUUUGGGUAAAAAAGAAAAGAUGUAUUAAUAAGUUUUACUAACAAUUAUAGUGGCGGAGGUUGCUAUAUUAAUGAAGGAUAAAAUGACGGAUAGCAAAAUUAAAAACAUGGAAAUUGGAUUGAGGUCAAAGAGGACUUUCAUCAUUAGUAUUGCAUUUUUGAAAUUACUUUAAUUCUAGUUUUAAUUAAUCAACUUUUUCGGGUGAAUACUUAAAUGGCAAAAAAGUUGGUCUGGUAGUUGUAUGAUAAAAAAGAAAAAAUGUAUCAUAAGUGGUUUAAUUAAUAGGGGUGGUGGAUUGUAUAAUAAUUAGAGAGGAUAUCAAGGAUAGAAAAUUGGAUUGUGGAUUGAACCUUCCAAUGAAAAUAAGUAUAUUUUAGCAUAAUUAAAGUCAAAUCUAUUAUAAAGGCGAAUAUGAAAAUAGUAAAAAAGUUGAUAAAUGGGACACACUUCAAAAUGGAGCGAUAAUUAAUAUGAAUCUAUAUAAAGACAAUCAGCUUCUAAAUAAUUAUUUAUUCGAUAUUCUAAAUAGAAAAAUAGGAAAAUGGAUUGAAUGUGAAGGGUUUAAAUUUUACUUUUUUAUUUUAGGUGUAUAUAUUUUUAUGGUUCAUAUAAAAAAGGUAAAAGAGUUGGUUAAUGGCAAAUUUAUUCUAAAUGCUUGGAAAAAUUUGAAAAAAUGUAUUUAAUAUUGAUAAUAUAUCAGAGGCGGUGGAAUUUAUGAUGAAUAGGAAGGAGAAGAGAAUUGUAAAAAUGGAAAAUGGAUUGAAUUAAUUAGUGGAUAUAAUGAGUAUUAAUUUUGGAGUUUUCAUUUUUUUAUCUUAGUUCAAAUUAAAUAACUUACUCUGGUGAAUAUAUGAAUGGUAAAAAAGUAGGUAGAUGGGAUAUCUUUAGGAAAUUUCAAUAAAUGUAAUGAAAUGGUUUAUUAAAUUUCAAUUAAUAGUGGUUCACUAAAUGAGAACAAUUAAAAAGUUGGAUUAUGGAUUGAAGAAAUUAAGAAACCUGCUCCCUAAAAUACUUAAAUUACAACUCUAAUCUAUAAAGGCUAAUAUAAGAAUGAUCAAAAAGUUGGUAGAUGGGAUAUAUUUUGGAAAUAUGAUGGGAAUAUUGAAAAGAUGUAAUAAUAAGUACUUUAAUAAAUAGUGGUGGUGGAUAGUAUGGCCUUUCAUCAGGAAAUGGAGAAGAAAAAAUUGGGAAAUGGAUUGAGCUUAGUGAUUUAUUUCAUAAGUAUUGAAAUGUGAAUUAAAUUCAAAAUAGGAAUGAUUAAGUAAUUUAUGUUGGUGAAUAUAAAAAUGGUAAAAAAAUUGGAAUUUGGGAUGAAAUGAAAAGGGUAAACAGAUGGAAAUAAUUUAUAAAAAUGUAAAAUUAAGAUCAAAUUAAAUUAGGGGUUAAUCAAAAUAUCGAGAACAAUUAACCCAAAUAAAAAGAAAAUGAAGUGGAUGGAUGAAGAAUACCCA